AUGGUGAGUAAAGUUGAACCAAAUGUGGCUCUGUCUGAUAAGGAGGAUUCACCGCACAGCCCAACUAACUAACUUGUAAUAAUGACAGCAUCAGCAGCCAAGAAGAGGACAGUAGUUAUUUAGUUGGUGGCAUUAGUAGUAGUGUUCCCUGUGUCUCUCAAACCAUUAGAAAAGAGAGGACCCGACAGUGUUUUCGUGCCCCUAUCCCACACGAACUCUGACCCGUCAACGUGCCAUCUCGUCGGUGACGCCCUACACCAAGUGACGUGCUUGACCGGAAAAGGGGUGAGGGACUGGGUUCGUCAAAAUGCCGGCUGCACGGGGGGAUGGCAUGCGAGGACUCGCCGUUUUCAUCUCGGACAUCAGAAAUUGUAAAAGCAAGGAGGCCGAGAUAAAACGAAUAAACAAGGAAUUAGCCAAUAUCCGAAGCAAAUUCAAGGGAGAUAAGACAUUGGACGGGUAUCAAAAGAAGAAAUAUGUGUGCAAGUUGCUUUUCAUCUUUUUACUCGGUCAUGAUAUCGACUUUGGCCACAUGGAAGCUGUCAACCUACUUUCCUCCAAUAAGUAUACGGAGAAACAAAUUGGCUACUUGUUUAUUUCUGUAUUGGUUAAUACAAACAGCGACUUGAUACGGCUAAUCAUUCAAAGCAUCAAGAAUGACCUGACUGCGCGAAACCCUGUGCAUGUUAACCUAGCUUUACAAUGUAUCGCUAAUAUUGGAAGUAGAGAGAUGGCCGAAGCCUUUUCCACCGACAUUCCACGUUUACUAGUCUCUGGGGAGACAAUAGAUGUAGUGAAACAAUCUGCAGCUUUAUGCUUAUUGAGACUUUUUAGAAUUCACCCCGAUAUAAUACCCAGUGGAGAGUGGACAAAUCCGGAUCAUUCAAAUUCAAGAAUCAUUCAUCUGCUCAACGACCAACACAUGGGCGUCGUCACUGCGGCUUCCUCCUUAAUCGAAGCACUUGUCAAACGCUCUCCGGACGAAUACAAGGGUUGCGUUUCUCUUGCCGUUUCUCGACUUAGCCGAAUUGUAACAUCUAGUUACACAGACCUACAAGAUUACACCUACUACUUUGUUCCAGCCCCGUGGCUAUCUGUUAAACUUUUGAGAUUGCUGCAGAAUUAUCCGCCACCAGAUGAUCCCGGUGUUAGAGGAAGGCUGAACGAGUGUCUAGAGACAAUCCUUAAUAAAGCUCAGGAACCACCAAAAUCUAAAAAGGUUCAACACUCGAAUGCCAAAAACGCUGUACUUUUUGAAGCCAUCAGUCUUAUAAUCCACUCGGACAGCGAACCCAAUCUCCUUGUCCGAGCAUGUAACCAACUUGGCCAAUUCCUCACCCACAGAGAAACGAAUUUAAGAUAUUUGGCAUUAGAAUCCAUGUGCUUGUUGGCUACAUCAGAAUUUUCGCAUGAAGCUGUUAAAAAACACCAGGAAACGGUCAUCAAUGCUCUAAAGACCGAGCGAGACGUUAGUGUGAGACAGAGAGCCGUGGAUUUGUUGUAUGCUAUGUGCGACAGAAGCAAUGCAGAAGAGAUUGUUCAGGAAAUGCUGAAUUACUUGGAAACUGCGGAUUAUUCCAUUAGGGAAGAAAUGGUUCUAAAGGUCGCCAUCUUGGCGGAAAAAUAUGCCACUGACUAUUCCUGGUAUGUCGACGUCAUCCUUAACCUUAUCAGAAUGGCAGGGGACCACGUUUCUGAGGAAGUUUGGUAUCGCGUUAUCCAAAUAGUUGUCAAUCGAGAGGAUGUUCAAGGAUAUGCCGCGAAAACAGUCUUUGAAGCUCUGCAAGCACCUGCUUGUCACGAAAACAUGGUGAAAGUCGGAGGCUACAUUUUAGGAGAAUUUGGCAACCUUAUUGCUGGAGAUCCACGAUCGGCACCCAUUGUGCAGUUUAACCUCCUUCAUUCCAAAUAUCAUCUGUGUUCCGUAGCCACGCGAGCACUUCUUUUGUCAACCUACAUAAAAUUCGUCAACCUCUUCCCUGAAAUAAAAGGCCAGAUUCAAGAAGUUUUCAAACAAGAUAGCAACAUUCGAUCUUCCGAUGCUGAACUCCAACAGAGAGCAUCAGAAUAUCUUAAGUUGAGCAUUGUCGCUUCCACAGAUGUCCUUGCUACCGUGUUGGAAGAGAUGCCCCCGUUCCCUGAGAGAGAAUCCUCAAUAUUGGCCAUUCUCAAAAAGAAGAAACCAGGUCGAACCGUUGAACCAAUCGAUCCCAACAAGGACACUUCACAAGCGUCAACUUCCUCUACAACGGAGAGGCAUCAUCACGCCGAACCCACGGCACACCAAAAUGGGCAGACAGAUCUGUUAGUUGAUGUUUUAGGAGACAUGUACUCAUCCCAGUCACAAAGCGGAGCCGGUCUAAUGAACAAUGCUGUUGGCCAUCAGAACAAUCUGGGCGGCGGAACAGCUCCCGUUGAUAAUUUAAGCAAACUCUCAUGGAAGAAUAACGGGAUACUUUAUGAAAACGAUAUAUUGCAAAUUGGGGUCAAAGCCGAGUAUCGCCUAAACCUUGGAAGGAUGACUUUGUUCUAUGGGAAUAAAUCUGAUUUCUCGCUUAAUGGGUUUAAUCCUACUGUUGCCGCACUAGGAGAUUUAGCGACCAGACUCACUGUGCAAGUGAAGCCAGUGGAAUCCACAAUCGUUGCGGGUGCACAAGUUCAACAAACGAUUAAUAUAGAAUGUCUGGAGGACUUUAAAGAGUACCCUAGUCUGGUAGUUACGUUUCUUUACAAUAACACGCAGCAAAAGUUGAAUCUCAAGUUGCCGGUAACUAUUAACAAAUUCUUCGAAGCCACUGAUAUGAAUGGCGAGACAUUUUUCUCUCGGUGGAAAAAUCUCGGGGGGCCACAGCAAGAAACACAAAGUAUCUUCAAAGCAGCCCAUCCCAUGGACUCAAAUGCAAAUGGUGCAAAACUAUCUGGUUUCGGGAUGCAGCUUUUAAAAGGAAUUGAUCCCAACCCUGACAAUUUUGUGUGCGCUGCCAUUCUGCACACUAGAAAUCAGCAGAUUGGCUGUCUUCUUAGACUUGAACCGAAUCGUCAAGCCGGGAUGUACCGUAUGACAGUCCGCGCAAGCAAGGAUACUGUUUCAAAGCAGAUGUGUGAUUUGCUGGCAGAACACUUUUGAGAUGGGUGAACAAGAAGAUUCCAGUAGGCUUAAGUAGACGACAAGAUGAGAAUUUCAAUUCUAUUUUCUUUUGACUUUUUGAGAUAGACGUAGUUUCAAUUUGAUGAAGGAACCGUGCUGUUACAGCCUCCAUUCAAAUUGAUAAAAAAUGACGACACAACUAUGAUAUCCGGUAAACAGAAAUGCUAUAAUGAAAAGCAUUAAAAUAUUAUGAAAAAUCGUAGAUUUAUCCUUCCGAUUAUAAAAAUACCGGACAAGAUAAUAAUAAUAAUAAUAAUAUUAAUACUCUCUAAAUGUCUAUCUUAUCAGUAGUUAUAUGAAAGCAGCGGUAAUAAUUAUAAUAAUAAUAUCAUUUACUGUGCAUGAAACUAAAAAACGCCAUGAAAUUCAUAGAGACGAACUGUAGACCAGAUUUAGAACUUGUCCUAAAAUGACGAUGAAUGUUGUACAGCAUAUCUCGGUGAAGAAUAAAUCGAUAAGUACCAACUUUUGUUGCUAUACUUUAUUAUAAUUUAUAAAUUUUCUUUAAUAAAUUGCAACUGUUCAUUUGCUACAAAUUUCA
Molecule: messenger RNA, 3689 nt
Organism: Folsomia candida
Lineage: Eukaryota; Metazoa; Arthropoda; Collembola; Entomobryomorpha; Isotomidae
Gene: AP-2alpha
Product: AP-2 complex subunit alpha
Exons: 17
Coding region: 308-3127 (939 amino acids)
Biological process (GO): clathrin-dependent endocytosis; intracellular protein transport
Cellular component (GO): AP-2 adaptor complex; membrane coat
Molecular function (GO): clathrin-cargo adaptor activity
Source: RefSeq, a predicted model, not a curated record